This is a messenger RNA of Sphaerodactylus townsendi, 6921 nucleotides long. It is a transcript of the gene MAFG, whose product is annotated as MAF bZIP transcription factor G. Gene Ontology annotation, molecular function: RNA polymerase II cis-regulatory region sequence-specific DNA binding; DNA-binding transcription factor activity, RNA polymerase II-specific. Bases 72 to 773 code for a protein of 233 amino acids. The record is from RefSeq and is a predicted model, not a curated record. NCBI's taxonomy places the organism in Eukaryota, Metazoa, Chordata, Lepidosauria, Squamata, Sphaerodactylidae. The transcript has 3 exons. Gene Ontology annotation, cellular component: nucleus. Gene Ontology annotation, biological process: regulation of epidermal cell differentiation; regulation of transcription by RNA polymerase II.
UGUUUCUUUCUCUGUCUUGAAAAAAAAAGACUCCUGUGUUUUGAUGUCCUCGGGUGGGGUGUGGGCUUGUAAUGGUCGCGAGGCGGCCAACUCCCCCCAUCCCCACCCCCCAUAUGCUUUUUUUCCUGCUGAGGAUUUUUUGGCGGGCGCGGUGUUGUGGGCUCGGUGGGCUGAGGUGUGUUCCCCGUACGAUUCUCGCCUCUCCUUUCUCUUUUUCUUUCUUCUCUGAUCCCGGACUUCAUUUUGCCCUGUUGACAGAAUCUGACUGCAAAGGCUUGCGUGUUAUGACGACCCCCAACAAAGGAAACAAAGCCUUGAAGGUGAAGAGGGAGCCAGGUGAGAAUGGGACCAGCUUGACAGAUGAAGAGCUGGUGACCAUGUCUGUGCGGGAGCUGAACCAGCAUCUGCGGGGCUUGUCGAAGGAGGAGAUAAUCCAGCUCAAGCAACGCCGGCGGACCCUGAAGAACAGAGGCUAUGCUGCCAGCUGCCGUGUCAAGAGAGUGACACAGAAGGAGGAGCUGGAGAAGCAGAAGGCGGAACUUCAGCAGGAGGUGGAGAAGCUGGCCUCCGAGAAUGCCAGCAUGAAAAUGGAACUUGAUGCCCUGCGCUCCAAGUACGAGGCACUGCAGAACUUCGCCCGGACCGUGGCCCGGAGCCCUGUCACCCCUGCCCGGGGACCACUUGCUUCAAGCAUGGGGCCCCUUGUGCCUGGCAAGGUUGCCACCACCAGCGUCAUCACAAUAGUGAAAUCCAAAACGGACACCCGGUCUUAGUGAAACGAGCACCGCCUGGGCUUGUGUGUGCAGGGCAGAUAGGCACAAAGCUCAUCCGGAAUCCCCAAAGCACAACCCUCUCACCCAGAUGGUCCAGCCACACAGGCACAUGCUGGCCUGCUUGUCACUGCAGUCCCCUUGUUUUUAGCUUUGUUCUGGUUGAUGUGACUAAUGGUAAUGCAACCCUUCUGUGUGAGCAGAACCUUCCGCCCAGGGUAUUCUGGGAAAAGAAACUGAAGGACCUCCAUAUCUUAGCCAAAGGGAUUUUCAGCAGCAUAGAGUAGAUUCUUGGGGGGUGGAAUAACCCAAAAAGAGGAGGGAAGAGGUCAGAGAAAAUUGGGAGACCUGCUCUGCUGUCAGUAUCUUCUGAUGAUUUAUACUAUUCUUCCAGGGUUGUGUGUCAGCUGUCCAAUCUGCUGCUUGUAAAUUGCUUGAUAUCAGUGACUACAAUGGGGGUAGUUUGUGUAACCAUUUUUAUAUUAACAUCUAGUCGCGCCUCUUGUGUUGAAAGGUGGAAUUCCGUGGGACUUUUCCUGAAGCGGGAGGGAAAGGGCAAAACUGCAGUUUCCUGGUGCUUGUGCUGCAGAGAAGGGAAAAGAGACAAGAAUGGGCACUGUAUUAACCUGCGUCGGGAAGAAGGCAGGCUGUACCAUGGUGACUACAGGCCAGUUUUGUGCCUAAUGUGUUGCACUGAUCAAGACCAAAAUCACUAGUUGUUUCAUGUGUUUGCAGAGUAUCAAGUGUCUCUAGUGUGAUGGUUUACACAACCAGUUUAUGUGGUUUAAAUAGCCCUUUAUUUAAGAGAGAAACGUUCAUUUUAAGAAUCAUGGAAUCUAAGUUUUCAAACCUAAAAUUGGACAAAACUUGUAUUGGAUAGUCUCCUUUUUAACCUGAGAGGGUGAGAAUAUUUGAUUGUUGUAUUCUCGGAGGCAUUGCUAGUUUGAAAAAGAAAGUAAAUUUUAAAAGUUUCUUGCUAAGUCUUUGUGGCUCUGAGGUUGGUUUUUAUAAAGAGUUAUCAGACUUUUAUUUAUAAAUAAUAUAGGAAAAAAAACAAAAAAAGCUAGUCCUGUUUGAUAUCUUUUUGCAAUUGUACCAAAAGUGACUUAUUCUUGAACUCCUCACCUGCUUCUUUUGUGCUCCUGUUGUGUUGAGUUGUCUGUGCUCUGAGGUCUUGUGUGGCGCUGUGAUGUGAUGGUGCCAAUGGCCAACUUUGCUGUGUGGGUGUCUUGUGAGCAUUCUUUUUGUGUUUGCUUUUCCUGUGCGGAGUGCAGAGGUUUUGUUGGGCAUUUCCUGAAGGUCCUGCCUCCUGGAACGAUUACCCAGUCAGAGGAAAUGGCUUCCCAGGUUACUGAGGGCUGAGGUCAGUCUGCUCAUCUGAGGUGUAAUCAGAACUGUUUGAGGACAGCUGGCAGACAAGUACUGCAUUCAAUUAUGUCAAAGCUCUCAGUUUGCUUCCUUGAUUAUGCUUGAUCUGUCCAAAGAUUAAACCCACUGUUAGAAGUGGGGGUUGAAUAGGCCAUUUAUUGAAGAUGGGAGCAGUGUUAACUUAGAGCUGGCCUAUGUAUAUUAUUUCUGUUGGUACACUCUUGGGCAGGGUUCUUCUGUAGCUGCCACUACACUCUUUUCCUUUCUUUCCUUUGGCAUAUUUGCAAAUUCUUAGGAAGGUGAGCAGGACGUGAUAUAAAGGCUAAGGUAUCUGUGGUGGUCAGUGUGACCCAGGAAAGUUCAGUUUUGCAGUUCUGUCUAUUGGAUGUUUAGAAAGUAUCACAGGAGUCCUAGUCCCUGCAUUUGGUAAAGGAGCUCUGACUGCUCUUGGCUAUCAUUCAACAGCCAAUCUCUUUUGAUUGGAAAGGAGAGGCUGUACCUUCUGUGUUGCUAUCCAGAAGCAGUUGGUGGUCUCCUUAUUGAGAGGAAACAUGUUGUGCUCAGUUUGUAUUAGUUAAAAUGGUUACAGGUGGGCAUUUAAAAAUUGAGGCUUUGCAGGCAAAACAGUUGCUUUUAGAGCCAGCACAGUGAGUGAUUGCUAGCGAGCUCUCAAAAGAUGGUAGAGAAAAUGAGUUCAGAGUUUCUUGUACGCACCUUUCGUGUGUGCUAGAUAAACCGUGAUCACCCUCAGUUUUUUGACUGACCAUAGCCUGAUCCUGAGUUGUAGAAUCUAGAAUACCUGCAGAGUUUAGAAAUGUAUAUGGAUUAUGUUGGGCAGCACAGAGCAUGACAGCUUUUCAGAACUGUAACACUGUCAGCUUUGAUGUUAACAGAGCAGUUGGAUCUCAUGGCUACAUCACUGGGGAAAAACUUCAUGUAUAUACAAAGAAAGGGUGUCAGAUACAACGGAGAUGGAGAAACAAAUCUCAGCUUAGCAGAUCCCCAAACACAAUAUCCAGUGAUUACAUCAGAAGUGUUUCUCCUCAAUUGGAUGAAACACUUCUCACUCCUCAACAUGUCAAAGCUUGGGCAGGACAAUACUUACAUGGGUGACAGGGGGAAAAAGAGAGCUUUAAAAGAGCAUAGAUAUAUUGCCAAAGUUCUCUCCCUGGUGCUUGCUGUCUCUCUUUGAGUUCAUACGUAUGCCACCGCCUUAGAGGAGUCAAUGGAAGUUUUUCUGCUGUGGAACAAGGUCUGCAUUUUCCCAUCUUCACUCCUCUGUCGACCUGUAUACCUGACUCUGAAUCCAGCAGAGCUUUGCUUCUUCUCUCCCACCCACUCAUGUUUUGUGCACAUUUCUGGAAUUUUUUUUUAAAUCAGGCAAUUGACAUGACUGUCCACUGAAACAUUUAUUCUUGGUAUUCUUUAAAAACAAAUGGAACAUGCUGCUCUAGGCUGCUGCUAGUGGGGAGGCAGUAGAUCUGUGUGUGCUGCAAGGGCUAGCCAUUUAACAGUCUGUACAUUUGGAUUCUACUGGAAGUACAACUAUUAUCUCUAAAGCUUUAUUUAGUUUGGAACCUAGUACAGAAAAGAGAUAAAGGCAGAUCCACUGUGAGCUCCUGGCUCAAGAUAUGUCUGUAUAGUCCUCUGCUGUGAACUCUUAUCAUUGCACACUUGCUGCUUGAAAUGGUAGGCUGAGGCUCCUUCCUCUCACUUGAUCUCCUUGUUAACAUCCCAUCUAGCCUUUUGCCAUGCCUUGACAUGCUGGGGGUACUUCUGUGAUGCUCUCUGUACCUGUAUACUGCAAAUGUGCAAAGGGGAACUUGGGAAUAAGCUGCAAAGAGAGGGGGGAAGGGACAAGGGACUCUGGUUUGGACACAAGUUUGCCUUGGCUGAAGAUUCUACCCAAAUUCUACCCUGUUUUACUUCCUGUACAUUUAGAAGGAACAGGUAAGGGGGCUACGGCUGGGGCAUAUAUUAACAGGUCUUGGCGAGGCCAAAACCUUUCUCAGCCACGACCAGUAGGUUUUAAAAUCUGAAAGUGAUUGAGCUUUGUAGGGUAUAUGGAGGAUCCUGUGGGCCAGGUUGAAGAGGAGACCACAGAGGUACUGAGGAGACCCCAGGCCAAUGACAGAAAAGUUAGAAAACUUUGGAAAUAAGUAUUGUUCUAUCUGGAGUUGCUGCGGCCAGAGCAUUCCUGCCUUUCACUAUUUCUUAUCUCUCUGCCUUUCUAGACACAUCCCUCUUCAUCCUUAAGCUAUGUAUUUUCUUCCCUCCAUUGCCCUCUAUCUUCUAGUCCUUGCCAAAGAAAUCCAAAUUCUGUGAAAACCAAACAGUUGUAAUCUGAGUAAGCAAUAUUUAUGCACACUUGUCAGACUUGUAGAACACAGUAGCACAUAACCUGGGCUUUCUGAUCACCAAAUUUGCGAAGGAAGGUGUGGGCACUAAAAUUAUUGUAGAUUUCCUGAUCUGUGAAUUGCACAAAUGGAAUUAUGAUCCUGGACUGUUGAGCUCAAUCAUAGCAAUUCUAUUCUUGUUUUUUGACCGAAAGAAUCUGCCUCUCUGUUGCACAGUGGUGUACUUGCUUACAGCCCCAGGGAAAGCAGUACAAUGAUACUUGCGAUGGUCCCAUACUUUGGCAUUUUAAAUGCAGCUUGUGUGUUAAUGUGCUUUGUAGGGCUCCCUUUCUAGGGUAUAAAUAACUCUUCAGCAAAAUGAAUAGUUCAGAUUUCCAUGUUGGCUCUCUUGAAACGAACGCUGUCAUGGUCAUAUCACUCUAAACACAUUUUAACUGCUCCCUGGAGUUGGCUGGGCUUCCAUUGCUGCUUCCUUUUAAUGAGUUGUUUACUUCUCUGUUAGAUUUCAGCUAAUGUUAGAUGUUUCCCUGUUGCAAAUCUCCCCUUUAGAAUUGUACCUCUUUCUGCUUUCAAGGCUUCAGAAGUGUGAAGAUGUCUGCAGUCAGGUUGCUGAAAUUAUAGGUGCUUAACCUCAUAGUGUAUAUCUGGCGUGUUUGCCUUUGGAACAUUUAAGGGACUGAAAUUCAAAUGGGGAAUCUUCCAGCUCCCAGGGACCCUUUGCAGCUUCCCCCUUCCCCCAUCCCUUUUCAGUGUGUCUGCUUCUACUAUUCCUGGGUUCCUCCUGUGUUCCUCCCAUCCCAGGUGCCUCUCUUAACCCCUUGCCCUUGAUUUCUCUCUGGUAUAUAGCAUUCAGAGUGUGAUGGUUCUUGUUUUAAGGUGCUUGUUUGUUUGGUUUUCCUGCUGUGAAGAGUGUUGUGUUUUUAGUUCUCCUUUCUUUAUGGGGCAUUUUGUUUGAUGCGACAGGUGAGGGAGCUUUUCUUUCAACCUGGCUGCAGAGCAAACCUGUGAAGUGUAAUUCUGCCCACAUGUGGCUGACUUGUGCCGGGGGUCGGGUGGGGGCUUGUUUAUGUUGUGGUGAACUGUGUAAAAGUGAUCUCUUGAAUUAUAAAAUGAUUACUGCUUCCCCUCCAGGGAAAAAAAGAGCAACCGGAACACUGCAGGCUAGGAGCCAGGAUACUUGCCAUUUGGGCAUGGAGACUGCUCGGAGUUUGCACUUAGAGCAUGUGCUCUUGGGGAUGGGUGUGCACAGGUGUGCCCGCAUGUGCAAAUAAGACACUGCAUUUCUGGUAUUUCUUGUGUCAGUAUUUGUGGAGGGGUUGGGUGCCCUUUAUAUAUUUGGCACACUCCAAAGAAGUUUCAAUAUGGCAUUUCUUUGUAUCACCUACAAACAAAACCUUUGCAUACUGAUGAAGGUGUGUGAAUCGUAUGUAAGCUCUAGUGGUACGUUGCUUUCCUUCUUACUGCAAAAUGGAUGAAUUAACUGACAGAUGCCUUUGUGCAUUUUCCUGAUGUCUCAACUCUGUCUGUGGUAGUAAGAACAAAUUCUGUUUCACAGGAAUAUUUAUUUCCUGUUUCGUAACAUAUCUGCUUCCUCUGAUAAAACAAAGAGGAGCUGGGGCUGCAAACUCAGUAUGCUCCUCCUCAUGUACAGAGACCAGGACAAGAUCUUAUAGCAAUCUAGCUGUGAACUUUUGACAAGUUCUUCCACAUAGGGAAGAUGAUUCUUCUCCUUUCUCUGACCCUUUAACUGAUGUAUAUGAGCACUGGAUGCUUGUGACUGUUAACUGUGUGAAUGAGAGAAAUUGUGCAGCUGUUGAGUGAAUAGUCUCCUUAUUCCCAAAGAAGGUAAGUUACUGCCUGGCUAGGGUAAGAGGAGUUGUGAUCCCAAGGUGGUGUGAAACCAAAUUCUAAUUGUCCUCACCCUCACCUGCAGUUUGCUCUGAGCUUAUUACACCCUUUGCCAAACUGGAAUGUUAUGGAGAAACAAGCAGAAAGUAUUCCGAGCACUUAAUAGGCUGAGGACAGCUUCUUCCCACCUUAAAGGUGUGGAGGAUGUGGUCCUUGCAAGAUAUUGGUGAGAAAUUCACUGCUGCUUUUAAACGUUUCUUAAAAGGGGAAGAUGAAUAUUUUGAUUUAAAAGAAUGUCCGAAGCUAAUAAAACUGAAGAUGAAUUCCAUGUGCCAGGGGUGUAAUAGCAUAUUGUCAAGUCCUGGAGCUCUGCUAUACAACAGUGGAGCCCAACUAAUUAAUCAGUAUUUAUUGCUAAAUUAUUGUCCUUUUUAAAUCUGUAGAUAUCUGAUAACUGUGGGGAAUUUGUUGACACAGCCCCAGUGGAGGUGUUGUUAAUUUAUUUAUGUAUAUAGUGUAUGUUUGUUGAUAUGAAACAUUCUUUAUUUUGUAUAUGACCAAUAAACAUCUUUAAAGAG